Pisolithus orientalis is the source of this 2619-nucleotide messenger RNA. RefSeq lists its product as uncharacterized. The annotation marks the transcript as partial. The record is from RefSeq and is a predicted model, not a curated record. The transcript is spliced from 8 exons. Lineage: Eukaryota; Fungi; Basidiomycota; Agaricomycetes; Boletales; Pisolithaceae.
GUUUGCAUGCCUAUAAGGUGGUUUAAAUGUGGAGGGCUUUUUUUUGCCAAGGCAUGGUCUCUUCGUGCUGUUGUUAAUGACACAGGAAGUGGUUGGAUAGUUGAGGGGCACACAGAGAUUGAAAUCUCAGAAAGAAACUUACUGGUAUCAUUCAAGAAUUGGAAUAUCAGUCAAUCAACAUCUGUUCUCCCUCCUGCACACAAUAUCUUAGGUAUUUGUCAGGCUGGACUGUUGUUGGAACCAUGGACACUCACAAACCCACAUGAGGGAAAUCAUUGGCAUGUGCUUGCAAAUGGAGCUUAUGUCUAUGGUUUUCCAAUCUGGCUUUACUGUGAUGAUACUUCAGGGAAUGUAUCAAAACGUUGGAACAAGCACCAUUCAUUCCUGUUCACACCAGCUGGCUUGCCACAUGCUGCAGUGCAUCAGGAAUACAAUGUUCACUUCCUAUGCACAUCUAAUGUUGCACCACCCCUUGAAAUAUUGGAUGGUUUUGUAAAUCAGCUUGAGGCUGCUCAAGAGACAGGUGUAUGGGCAUGGGAUUGUGUACACAAGGAGCAAGUGUUAAUGAUUCCCUCUGUCUUAGCCCUGUUGGGGGACAAUCCAAUGCAAAGUGAGCUUGCCUGUCAUGUAGGGUUGAGGGGAAAAUACUUCUGUCGUGUUUGCAAUGUCAAAGGCCAUGACACUCAAGACUUGGACACAAAUGCUAAUGAUGAAACACUGGAGCAGAGUGAUGGAGGACAGAGUGAUGGUCAGAGGUCAGUCAGGAGUGCAGGGGGGGAGUCAGUUAGUGGUAGAAAGAAGGGAAAAGGGAAAGAGACAAUGAGUGGUAUGGUUUCUCCAAUUAAGCAAUUUCUGAAGGUAUGGGCACAUAUGACUCAGUCAAUAAUUGAGCUCAAAUCAAUGUUUACAAUGGCAUCUACCAUAGGGAAUCAAACCAAAAUCAAGGAGAAGAUGACAUCAACUGGAUUGAAAGACACAUAUCUUGAAUACUUUAUCAAUGGGAUGGCAGCAUCAUGUAAGAGGCAGCAGGGAAGCAGUUCAAAGCAGGAGGCACUGGAUGUGUUCAUCAAGGGACUUCCUGAGAAUGUGUAUAGCCCAGUGUGGUGCAUCAAAGAAAAAAAUCCUCACAACCUCAUAGGACUUAAUCCUCAUGCAGACACUCCUGUGGAGGUGCUGCACACUGUUCUUUUAGGAUUUGUCAAGUAUUUCUGGAGAGAUGUGGUGAACAUCAGGGUUGGCAAGAACAAAAUAAAGUGUGAACUUCUUGAAGCUUGCCUGUCUUCAUUUGAUACAACAGGGCUAGGGAUACCACCCCUGUCUGGUCACACCCUUGUCCAGUAUGCUGGAUCAUUGGUGGGCUGUGACUUUCGUGCAAUAGCACAGGCUGCACCAUUUGUUCUCCAUGGACUUGUUCCACAAGAAUGCUAUGAGGCCUGGGUAGCAUUAUCAAAAAUGAUCCCCCUCAUUUGGAAACCAGAAAUUGAAGAUGUUGAUGCUCACUUGACACAACUUGAAAUUGCAAUUCAAGAAUUUCUUGCUUGCACUGCAUGCUGGACACCUCACUGGUUCAACAAACCCAAAUGUCAUAUAUUGCUCCACCUUCCAGAGCAUAUCCAUCAUUUUGGUCCUGCUGCCUUGUUUGCCACUGAAGGAUUUGAGUCAUUCAAUGCAGUCAUCCAUGCCAAAAGUGUUCACUCAAACCAACAAUCUCCAUCACGUGACAUUGCAAAGGCAUUUGCUCAUGGAAACCGCAUUCAUCACAUUCUCAGUGGUGCUCCAUUACACAUCCAUGCAAAUCACCCCAACCUUGGAGUUCAAAUAAAGAAGCUGAUUGAGAAGCCACCUCUGGAUGCCCUGAAUGCUGGAGAUGCUGGAGUUUGGUGGCCUGCAGGCACAGCCCUGCUGACACUUGUUAGUAAACCCAAUAUUAUCACAGAUUAUCUGGGUAUGGAUAGCUCCUCUCUAUCAAAGCCAGGAUCUUGUGUAAAGGACAACCUGCCCUGGCAUCCAUACCAUGAAACCAGGACUGGCCAACAAUUCCCCACAGCUCUCUCUUUCCUUUCCCAGGAAAUACUCCAUGACAAUAAUUUUCAUACAUGCAGGUCUAUGAUCUUGAUGAAUGGGGACAGAUGCAUUCCAGGCCAAUGGGUUCUCAUUCACCAACAGAAUGGGUCAACUGCAGAGAUGACAUCUUCCCCAGAUGCCAUUUUUCUUCAGUCAGGAAAAAUACAGGGAUCCACCAGACCUUAUCAGAUGCCAUUAGUGCAGUAUGAUGAUACCAAUAUACUUCUCCCCAUUGAGUUACUGUGCUCAGUCAACCUUCAGCAUUGUUGUGAUAUCCACAAUUGUGCUGCAGCUCACCAGGGAACAUCCAAUACCUCCCCCAGUAUUGUUCACAAGGGAAACCCAAAUGAUUUUGUGCUAAACACUGCAAAAAUGUGUGAUGCCAAGCACAUUCUGCCCCUAGUUUGUGAACCCCUAACUCCACUCAGCACAGAUCAUGCAAUUAUGGAGGGUUGUGAUUGUGAGAUAGACAAUAAAAAAUCUACACAAUACCCAAACAAUACCCCCCAACCUUGGGCAAGCUCAUCAGGGCAUUCUAUUAGGCUGAUUAAAUAG